GACCUCGGUUAAUUUACUUCAACGAAAGGAUCGACUGAUCCGCAGAAGAGCUCGAGGACGGAAAUGACUUCAUCUGCACAUUCAGAUCUAUGCGUAUUCUUCAGCUCAUGUGGAACCAAAGAUAGUCGCUGAAGGUUCAUCUUGUCAUUACGACCUUCAGUUUGUUUCAAAUUCUGAAGAGUGCCUUGGACACCGUCGAUGAGCACAGAAUACAUCACGCUGACUUCAGUGAUCGAAAAUAAGACUAUCAAUAGAAAUGGUCUACAUUCGGACUAUGCUAGCUUGGCUCGGUUUGCCCAACGGCAUCCUUUGUUUUGGCAUAGACUUCCCUCCUUGUCACCUAGCACCAACCCUGAACUGGAGUUACCCGCUGCAAGAAUUCAACAAAAUCCACCAGCUGUUCAACGCUUAAAGUGGUUAGACACUUCAGAAAAGUUCAACAAAUCAUUGAAAGAUGAAAGUAAUAUCCCUCAAGAUACUUCAUUGAAAAAACUCACAACAUGGCGAGGAAUGACCCCCUUGGACUCUCCAAAUCGAUACUCCCCUGAGCAGAUACGCUUAGAUGCGCUGUCACCGACACCGAAGGCGGAUGAUACGUGUAGUUCAGUCUUCCAGGAGGAACCUCCACAAUCACCUUGGAAACACCGAACGUGUUCGGGGUGUAGAAACCAGAUAAUGCAAGACCGAUGUCUGGGCCUAUCCGACGGUCAAUUGUGGCACAUGGACUGUUUGAGCUGCAUUCAAUGUGGUAGGCCGCUACAGGAGGAGAGUAGUUGCUUUUACCGGCUAGGAAAUGUAUAUUGCAAGGAGGAUUAUAUCAGAUUGUUUGGCUCAUCUAGAAAGUCAGUAUCCUGUGCUGCGUGCCGGCGCCUCGUCUAUCCCUACGAUUUAGUUAUGCGAAGUCAAUUAUGCGUGUAUCAUUUAGAGUGUUUCACCUGCAGUCAUUGUCAUCGACCACUUCUACCUGGUGAACGAUAUGCGAUGCGACGAGGCCAACCAGUAUGUCAGGCUGACUUGAUGCUUUUUGACAGCUUUAGUUGCCCAUCUUCAAAUUCACCAGAGAAAGAUGAAUGCUGCAGACUGAAGAAUGACGUCUCAGACAGUGUCCGCUUUGUACUGGAACGGUCACACGUAGAUGACAGCCAGCCAUUCCUGACGGCAAUGCCGAGGGGCUCCAUUUCACCUGCAGAAAGUCCACGGUCCAAAUCUUCUCAUCCGCCACAUCAGGUCCAGCCGGAAGUUGAGCCUUAUCCGUCGGCACCCACAAAUGAGUCAGCAAGCCCGACGAUAAAGGAGCCUCCAUACGUAUUAUAUAAAACUGAAGCGUCAUCGGCAUCCUUUGACAAUCAUUUACGUUCGCUGAUAUGCUCUGCCCACACGCCCCACGAAUGCAACGAUCCGAACGACUUGGAGACCAAUCGAAGCAGCUACCAGGAACACCUUGCGCUGCGUUAUCCAGCAGUGUCGCUACUUCUUCCUCCUUCAAGCGCGUCAGUUAUCUUUGACCCCCAAUACGCCGAACAUACUCCAGGAAUCUAUCCAUCCGGGCCGAUGCUGUCAAUCUCCCAUAAAAGCGACACCUCGCAAAAUGUGACGCUUACAGCCUGUUCAGAGAGUAUGCACUCCGCAAUGCCACCACUGGUGAAGUUGUGCCAAGAACCCAAUGCUGUGAGUGCACUGGCAACAGGGAUGUUGUUAGGCUCGACUUCGUAUGAUAUGUCAUUCACCAACUUCCCCCUUCUGCUAUCCCCGAAAACAUCGAACUUGCUGAAACUGACCGAGACCAGUGCUGCUUUCCGAUACGCCGAUGUGUCUGCUGCUUCCUCAAUGUUAAUACGUCAUCAGGCACAACAGAAGCGAAAUCGGAAGAGGAGAGCUGGGUUGCAUCAAAACUACGAAUCUGUGUGCUUGAACAAUAUGCCUGGGUUUUGUCCAGGUGUUUCAACUCGUCAAAAGCGCAUGCGUACCUCGUUCAAGCAUCAUCAACUUCGGGCUAUGAAAGCUUACUUCAAUAUGAAUCACAACCCCGAUGUAAAGGACCUUCGAGUGUUGACAGAGAAAACAGGAUUGUCCAAACGGGUUCUUCAGGUUUGGUUUCAAAACGCCAGGGCCAAGUACCGGCGUGGCCUGCUUCGUCUGGAUGCCACUCAGUCUAACAACGCACUGCACAAUGCUCCGACAGCGUCUUCCAACGGCAGUGCUUCCGAGCAUGGUAGCUCGGCACGAUUGCAGAACUCCCCGUCUGACAGUGACAGUAAGACGUCAUCUGUUAGUCAGCUGGAACAUGGAAGUCAGGCCUCCUCAGCAGAAAGAAACACUUCGGUCUUGGAGGACGGUAUUAUGACGGAGCAUGCCAAGCAUCAGGAACCGCGCAUAAAACAGCGAUGUACGACUGAGCCUCCCAUAAACGUGCGAUCUCAUUUGACCAGCCCUUGCUUCGAGCAAGACUUGCUUUUAAAGGGCGCAAUUGUGUGCUCAAGCCCAGUCUCUACCGGGACCUACAGCCUUCCUUUUACCAAUUCAGUGUCCACCAUCAGAUACAAUAACUUUGAAACAAAUGGAUGUCAACCGCUUAUGGACUUUUGUUCUUUAAACGGUGUUCAUACAUGACAACGAUUCUCAACGGCUCAGUUGUACACUUACCCAAGCUUCAUUCGUAUCUAACGGAAUGCAGACUGGACGUUUGUUCCUCCAAAGCAAGUGAUGUGUACAUAAACCAUAGAUUUUCCGCAUGCUUUAUCUGAUACAUUUACGGUUGUCACCCAAGCACUUAAUACGUGUUUGACUAAGUGAUGCAAACGUGUUGUGGGAUCAACUCGUGCGCAUUGUGUGAAGGGGUAGCUCGCACUUUGAGCCUGAGUUAACAUUGACAACAAGAGUGAAUUUUAUUGAACACGCCUG
This is a messenger RNA of Dicrocoelium dendriticum, 2901 nucleotides long. The record is from the annotation of a GenBank genome assembly. NCBI's taxonomy places the organism in Eukaryota, Metazoa, Platyhelminthes, Trematoda, Plagiorchiida, Dicrocoeliidae.